Messenger RNA from Uranotaenia lowii, 6935 nucleotides. RefSeq lists its product as uncharacterized. The transcript has 5 exons. Gene Ontology annotation, molecular function: nucleic acid binding. Gene Ontology annotation, biological process: DNA integration. The record is from RefSeq and is a predicted model, not a curated record. NCBI's taxonomy places the organism in Eukaryota, Metazoa, Arthropoda, Insecta, Diptera, Culicidae. The coding region runs from base 411 to 6488 and encodes 2025 amino acids.
AAAAGAAUUGUCAUUGUUAGAAAAUUGAUCGAAACUGCGACACGUUUUUUCCUGACCUGGCAGUUAGUUAGUUUUUAGUGAAUAGUUUUUUUGAGAAAACCUAGGUGGAAUCUAUUUUGCUAGUUGCGCGUGAUUUGAGUGCUCGCGGGUUUGUGAGUCGGAAGAGUUUGAGUGACCGUUCGAUUGUUCCGGUUAGGUGUACCGGGUUGAGCUCAAUUAGAGCGGUAGGAAAGAAAAAGCCUUCAAAUAGCCGGUGAUAUCCGACGGUUUAGGGUUGCCAGAGCUAGAGCUUAGGGUAAACGGCGAAACUUAUUUUCGAGUUCGUUCGCAUACAACGUACUACGGAACAGUUUUUAUUUCCCACAAAUCUCGAAAAUAAAGCUGCAACGAGCAACCUAAACCUGGAACCGAUGAUGGAAGGCCCUACCGGAGAGCUGUACAGCUGCGUGACAUGUCGCCGCCCGGAUUCAGCGCAGAGCAUGGUCGCUUGUGACGAGUGUUCGCAAUGGCAACAUUAUGGAUGCGCCGGUGUUACGGCUACCAUAGCCGAUCGAAGCUGGCUCUGCUGCAGAUGCGUAGCUAUUCACAACGCAGUUAAUUUGACUCAAACCGGCAACAUAAACUCGCCCGAAGCACACACAACAUUUGCUUCAGCUCGCGCUGCUGAACGUGAUGGUAAUACCACCGAUCCAAUAAGUGGGAGAAAGGACGAUCGAAAUUUCGGAAGACUUCAAUCCUCGUCUAAUUCGAAUGCCGGAUCAGUCGUCUCAGUCAAUGCUAUUGCUCAUCUUCGUUUGAGGCACCUGAAAGAGCAAAAGGAUUUGGAGGAUCAAAAAGCGGAACGGGAUCGCGAGUUUCUCGCUAGAAAGCAGCAGCUAGAAGCAGAAAUAGCUCUGGAAGAGCUCAAUGAAGGAUGUGAUCGUAGCGUAGGAGGAAAAAGUCAUCGAAGUAUCGCCGGUUGGGUGGAACAACAAUGCGGAUUCGUGCAUACUUCUACCCCAGUCCAGCAGAAACCCGAGACAGUGGCUCCAAGUGCGAACCCACAUCCCGCCAUCCAACAGCGAGAGGAGCGGCAAAGAAUGCAAGCAGUUAUUCAAUCAGGUCAACAGAUUCAACCAAGCACUGCGCCAAAACAAGCAGAGAUUCCAGUAAGAAAUCCUCCCCCAGCUAUAGCACCGGGCCCAAGGAGCAAUUAUCUUGAUUCGAAUCCACGUUUUCAGCCAGUGGCUCAGAAUCCAGUUCCACCUGUACCAGUGAAUCCGCUAACAUUGGCACCGCCGAGCUCGUCGCAGUUCCCUGGAUUUCCAGUGAUGAAUAACCCCUACGGGGCGAUGUAUUUUCCGAAUAUUCCUGACAUGCCGUCAUCUGGUGCUGAUUAUCAGUUUGCGCACCCUCAGGGAGGAGUCUUUAUCAACAACCCAGUCAGGCAUCCGAACUUUGGUUUGAAUGUACAGCCGUGUGCUUGGCAAGCAUCCGAGCAGCACCCGCCUACAGUUCCACCAACAGUGUCAGCAGAUUUGGGUAAAGGAUUUCCUCAUGCUACAGGUCGCAUGAUUACGCCACAGCAACUGGCGGCGCGUCAAGUUGUCUCUAGAGACCUCCCCAAGUUUUCCGGGGACCCACUCGAGUGGCCCAUGUUCUUGAGUGCAUUUGAAUCGACAACGGCCAUGUGUGGCAUACAACCCGACGAGAACCUCGCUAGGCUACAGAAGAGUCUUAUUGGUAGCGCUCGCGAAAAGGUUCAGAAUAUUCUAACGCUGCCGGAUGCAAUCCCGGAAAUUAUCGACAUCCUACGAGCCGAGUGUGGAAGGCCAGACCAAAUUGUAUACUGUCUGCUAUCCAAGAUCCGGAAAACCGCUCAGCCAUCUGUGACGAAAUUGGAGACGCUUGUGACGUUCGGCAGAGAGGUACGCAACAUGGUAACGUACAUGCAGUCAGCGAAACUGAACACCCAUUUGGACAAUCCACUCUUGCUGGCAGAGCUGGUCGCUAAGCUUCCACCCGACUUGCAGCUACAAUGGGGUAUGAACUUAGCAGCUCUUCCUGAACCGUCGCUUGGUGAUUUCUGUGCGUUUGUGUCGGCUUAUCGAACAGCGGCAUGCAAGGUGAAAUUGACGUCGGAUGUUGGUCUGAAUGAAAAAGCCACCAAAGGUGUUGUGAGAAAGGAGAAGCCAGUUUAUUUGAACGCACAUUCCGCCUCCGUGUCCUCAGCGCCUGGACCACCGGCUUCGAAAGUUAAUCCGGAGCUAAAGCCGUGCCUGAUGUGCAAAAGUACAACGCACAGAGUCCGAACUUGUAAGCAGUUCGAAACGUUGCCGCUCGAAGAGAAGCUGAGGUUCAUCAGUGAAACGGGAAUGUGUAGGCGUUGUCUGGCGCCGCAUGGAAGGUGGCCUUGCCGAAACAAGCAGCCUUGCGGGAUCAAUGGAUGCCCUGAGCCCCACCAUAAACUGUUACAUCCAAGAAGUGGUACGACUCUCAAGAGUCAAGGAUCGGAAUCUUCUGUAUCGGUAACCGCCCACCAUCAACACCAGCAAGGCACCACUUUCUUCAAAAUACUUCCGGUGACUCUUCACGCGAACGGGAAGUCAGUGUCCACAUUUGCCUUUCUGGACGACGGAUCCGACCUGACGCUGGUCGAAGACGAACUUAUCGACGAACUGGGCUUGGUGGGCGAAAGAAUUCCGCUUUGCCUGCAGUGGACUAGUAACGUCACGAGAAGUGAGAGUAACUCUCGUAAGGUCGAGAUAGGUAUCUCGGGUGCUUCGAACAAUCGCAUCCAUCAGCUGGCGAACGUAAGAACCGUUGAGAGCUUGGAAUUACCGAAGCAGAGCUUGGAUUAUGAGAGUCUCUCGAAGCAAUUCCCCCAUCUGAGUGGACUUCCCAUCAGCAGCUAUAGGACGGCCGUGCCACGAAUUCUUAUCGGUGUCGAUAAUGCUCAGCUCAACUUAGCUUUGAAGAAGAGGGAAAGAUCCGGAGGAGAACCUGUUGCUGCUAAAUUUCGCCUCGGAUGGGCAAUAUUCGGUGGAAGACGAGCACCUGAGACGAUAGGUAGUGCUUAUGUUCACGUCUGCGAGUGCUCCAAUAGCCGCGAGCUCCAUGAAAUGGUCCAGCAGUAUUUUGAAUUCGAAAACCUGGCGAUAUCCGGAUUGAAUCCGCCCGAAUCCGAUGAAGAUCGACGGGCCAGAAGAUUGCUCGAAGAGACGACAGUUCGUACACCAUCCGGAAAGUUCCAAACUGGAUUGCUUUGGAAAAGCGAUGAGCCGGUUUUUCCGAACAACUUUAGCAUGGCAGUACGUCGACACGGUUGUUUUGAAAGGCGCUUGCUGAAAGAUCCCGAACUGAAAACUAAUAUUGACAAACAAAUCAACGAUUAUCUACAGAAGGGGUACGUUCACAAAGCGACGUCAGACGAGCUCCGCAACAGUGACGACAGAAAGAUUUGGUACCUGCCAAUCAGCGCAGUGCGACAUCCGCGCAAGCCAACGAAGGUGCGUGUAGUCUGGGAUGCUGCGGCUACGUAUGGAGGAACCUCUCUGAACUCCCAGCUUUUGAAAGGGCCGGAUUUGGUGAAGCCGCUUCUAUCUGUCCUCUGCCGAUUCCGACAGAAACAGUAUGCCAUCGCUGGGGACAUAAGGCAAAUGUUCCACCAGUUGAUUAUUCGUCCGGAAGAUAGGAACGCACAACGAUUUUUGUAUCGGGAAAAUCCAGAAGCUGCGCUCGACGUGUACAUAAUGGACGUCGCAACGUUCGGGGCAACAUGCUCCCCGUGUUCAGCACAGUUUGCUAAGAAUAAAAACGCCCAGGAACAUAAACAUCGCUAUCCGGAAGCUGCUGAAGCAAUCGUUGACAACACAUACGUUGACGAUUUCCUUGCGAGCUGUGAUACAAUUGAAGAGGCAACGAAACUGGCUUUGGAAGUGAGUUUGGUCAACCGAUCGGCUGGUUUUGAGAUACCUAGUUGGCAGUCGAAUUCCGAACACCUCCUGAAACGGGUUGGGGUGACUACUGGAGAUGAGAUGAAGAGCUUUGCCAUCGAGAAGACGACAAAAACCGAAAGAGUCCUCGGCAUGAUGUGGGUACCGAGUGAAGAUGUGUUUGUAUUUUCGGCGGAUUUCCGAACAGAUCUACUCCCGUUGCUGUCUGGGGAAACGCGACCAACAAAGCGGCAAGUGUUGCAGGUAGUCAUGAGCCUUUUUGACCCGCUCGGAAUCGUGGCCUGCUACACCAUACAUGGGAAAAUUCUCAUCCAGUCCAUCUGGCGUUCGGGAAUUCUGUGGGAUGAUCCUAUCUGCGACGACGACUUUGAUAAGUGGCAGCGCUGGAUCAAACUGGCACCGAAGUUGGAAAAUGUAAGAGUGCCACGUUGUUAUUUCCCCAACUACACUACCGGCAGCUACAAUUCACUUCAGCUGCAUGUGUUCGUGGACGCCAGUGAGCUGGCCUACUGUGCUGCGGCCUAUUUUAGAAUCGUUGACGGAGAUACUCCCCGCUGCGCUCUGGUGGCAGCUAAGGCCAAAGUUACACCUUUAAGACCACAAUCCAUACCUCGAAACGAGCUGGGCGCUGCAGUGAUUGGUUCUCGGUUGCUGAAGUCUGUAGAAGAAAGUCACUCACUGCAAAUUACCGAAAAGUUCCUGUGGACCGAUUCUUCGACUGUUAUGGCCUGGCUCCGUGCGGAUCCGCGAAAAUAUCGCCAAUUUGUCGGUUUUAGAAUAGCAGAAAUUUUGACGAAUACUUCGGUGGAAGACUGGCAGUGGGUUCCUUCCCGUGACAACAUAGCCGACCAAGGAACCAAAUGGGGUAAUGGUCCCAACUUCGAUCCAGAUGGUUUGUGGUACAAAGGACCCGAAUUCUUGUACCAACCAACAGAGGAAUGGCCGAAACAAAAACCCUGCUUGGAGUCACCCAAAGACGAAUUACGGUCGGUAAACGUUCAUCGUCAGUCUGACGAUGAUUUUGUAGUCAACAUGGAAAGUUUCUCGCGGUGGGAUGGGCUACUCAACCGAGUUGCUUAUAUGUAUCAUUUCGUGCACCGCUUCAAGCGCUUCAAACGGGAACCGGUGGAAUCUAGUGAAUCCUGUGGUGAUCUGAAUCGUGAUGAUUAUGUGUCGGCGGAAGCAGCCAUUUGGCGGGCUGUGCAGCGACAGGUGUUCGCGGAAGAAAUUCAAGCGCUUAGAAGCAGUUCUGAGCUUUCAUCGAAGCAGUGGAAGCGUAUCGGCAAGGGAAGUGUCCUAGCGAAGCUAUCACCGGUGAUCGAUGAGUCCGGUGUUCUCCGGAUGGCGAGCAGAAUCGACCCUCAAGCGGCUUAUUAUUCGUUCGACUUUCGAAAUCCUGUGAUAAUACCAAGAGAUCAUCAUGUCACCACUCUUUUGAUCCUGCGAUUUCACCAAAAGUACGGCCAUGCCAAUACCGAGACUGUACUGAACGAGCUCAAGCAGCGUUACUACAUCCCCCGGAUGAGAGCCAGCGUGAAGAAGGCGAUUAAAAGCUGCAUGUGGUGUCGUGUUUAUCUGGCUAGACCACAGGCUCCAAAAAUGGCCCCACUCCCCCAGCCCAGGGUUAAACCCUAUGUACGACCGUUCACCUUCACAGGGCUGGACUACUUCGGACCACUGCUGGUCAAACGAGGACGUAGCGACGAAAAAAGGUGGGUCGCGCUUUUCACCUGCCUCUCGGUGAGGGCGUUGCACCUAGAAGUGGUGCAUUCUUUAUCGGCAGAAUCCUGCAGGAUGGCAAUUCGGCGGUUUAUCGCUAAGCAUGGUCCUCCUCAAGAGAUAUUCAGCGACAAUGGGACGAACUUUCGCGGGGCAGCACGAGAGUUGGAAGAAGAAACCAAUGCAAUCAAUAAGGAGUUAGCGAGCUAUUUUACCAACAGCCAUACACAAUGGCACUUUAACCCCCCUUCUGCCCCCCAUAUGGGCGGGGUUUGGGAGAGGAAAGUCCGGUCCGUGAAGGAGGCGUUCAAGACUCUCUCGCACCAUCAAAGGCUAGACGAUGAAGGACUGCGAACAUUGCUCUCGGAAGCAGAAUUGAUAGUCAACUCCCAUCCGCUGACGUUCGUGCCGCUGGAGGAUCCCAAGGAAGAAGUGCUGACUCCAAAUCAUUUCCUUUGGCUAAGUUCCGGCGAGGACAGCAAACCACCAAGGGUACCAAUCGACGAUGUUACACCUCUUCGACCAAACUGGAAGGUUAUUCAACACUUAACAAACCAGUUUUGGAAGCGCUGGGUGCAAGCUUACCUACCUACUAUAGCCUGCAGGACGAAAUGGUUCGCGGAAACGCGGCCGCUGAAGGUCGGCGAUCUAGUGGUCAUCGUUGACGAGUCCGUGCGCAACGGAUGGCUCCGAGGUAAAGUGGUGAGGACUUAUCCAGGACGAGACGGACAAGUUCACAAGGUCGACGUGGAGACUUGCGACGGAUCUACUCUUCAAAGACCAGCGGUAAAGGUUGCUCUGUUGGACGUGCAGGAGGAGAGUAAAGUCGAUUGACUACGACGUUACGGGUUGGGGUGUUAGUAGAACUGGCAACCUUGGUACGGAGAUCGGACAAACGUCAACGCGUUGGCGCCGAAAAAGAAUUGUCAUUGUUAGAAAAUUGAUCGAAACUGCGACACGUUUUUUCCUGACCUGGCAGUUAGUUAGUUUUUAGUGAAUAGUUUUUUUGAGAAAACCUAGGUGGAAUCUAUUUUGCUAGUUGCGCGUGAUUUGAGUGCUCGCGGGUUUGUGAGUCGGAAGAGUUUGAGUGACCGUUCGAUUGUUCCGGUUAGGUGUACCGGGUUGAGCUCAAUUAGAGCGGUAGGAAAGAAAAAGCCUUCAAAUAGCCGGUGAUAUCCGACGGUUUAGGGUUGCCAGAGCUAGAGCUUAGGGUAAACGGCGAAACUUAUUUUCGAGUUCGUUCGCAUACAACGUACUACGGAACAGUUUUUAUUUCCCACA